This is a messenger RNA of Lodderomyces parapsilosis, 3393 nucleotides long. RefSeq names its product Sec12p (gene SEC12). Gene Ontology annotation, biological process: protein secretion. Gene Ontology annotation, molecular function: GTPase activator activity; protein binding; guanyl-nucleotide exchange factor activity. Gene Ontology annotation, cellular component: endoplasmic reticulum membrane. Bases 1 to 3393 code for a protein of 1130 amino acids. The transcript has a single exon. The record is from RefSeq and is a predicted model, not a curated record. Lineage: Eukaryota; Fungi; Ascomycota; Pichiomycetes; Serinales; Debaryomycetaceae.
AUGACUUUGAAACAAUCUGCGUCAAUUGAUGUUGGAUAUCCAAUAUUGGAUGCGAAAUUUAUCAACAACAAGACUGUUUUGGUGGCCGGUGGAGGUGGGGAAGGGAACAAUGGAAUUCCCAACAAGAUCACCGCCAUCAAAUGUAGUUUCAAAGUGAAUGAUGCUAAACGAAGACUACAAAAGUUUAGAGAAGUUCAAUUACCAGCGAAUGAAGACUCACCGCAAUGUAUUGAUGUGACAAGAUUAAUUGAUGAAAACGAGUAUAAUGUAGUUGUGGGAUGCAAUCAAAGUUCCGAAUUGAUCAAGUCUAUGAAUAUCAACAACAAUGUGAGAAAAUACAAAUUUAACAAGGAGGAACAUUUGAUAUUUGAUGAUGCAGCCCAAUUUGAGGAGGAGAUUAGUGGAGACACUGACGAGUACCCGAAGGUCAUUAAGAUCUCGCAGAACAAUAAUGUUGGGUGCUUGAUGACAUCGGCUUUGCCUUCGGUCUUGUACUUUUUCAAUCCGGAUGCUUUAGAAUUAAAAUUUAAGUAUAAACCACCAGGCAAUGAUGAGAUCAAAGAUUUCGCAUUCAGCCCAAAGACGGGGUCAAAGUUGUGUUAUAUUACGUCAUCGUCAGUCGUUUCAAUUUCCGCAGAAUCAAAUUCAGUUAUUGGUACAUCUACAACUGCAUCAGUGGACAAGCAAUUGCAAAAGUACAACUUGUCAAAAGUCAAGUUUAUUAAUGACAAUGAAGUUGUGAUAUCGAGCAGCGUUAAAGGUGGUAAAGGGGCAGCUUUAUUGAGAUACGAUUUGACUAAGCAAAAGAUUGUACAAGAACGAGUGAUUGCAAAGAAAUUGAAUAACAUUGUUGCUUUAGAUGUAUCUGUUCCACAAGAUUUGGUGGCAUUUGCUGGAAACGAUUUGAUAGUCUACAUUGUCAAACUUUCAAAUUUCAAAUUAUUAGAAACUAUCAAGAAAUUGCAUCCAUUUGCGAUUACAAGUGUUUCCUUCUCUCCAAACGGGACCAAGUUGGCCACAGGUAGUGCUGCGAAUAUUUUGAAUGUUGUUCGUGUACCGCCAAAAUAUGCAUCAGGCAAGUCUGUGAUUGGAACACUCUUGCAAUAUUUGUUUACGAUAAUAUUGAUAGCAGCACUUGGAGUCGGAAUCCAAAAAGCCCACGAAAAUGGCCAAUUGGAUGGCGUGAUUGAAUUACUGAACCAGUUCCUGAAAGACUAUCGUGAGGUUGGGUUGCAUUAUGGAAAAAUCGGAAAGGAUUUAGCUGGGGAUUAUGGAAAGGCGGGGUUGGAGUUGAUGGAGAAAUACGGAAAGAUAGCAUAUACCAUUGCAGAAGAGUAUGGAAACAAGUACGGCUCCAAAGCCAUUGACAUUUAUAAAGAAAAGUUUAGCAAGGCGGAUAUUGUACGUGAUGUUGGUGAACAAGCAAAGAAUACCUUGAAUGAUAUUGUACUGGAAGUGACUAGAGACUUGCAUGAGGAAACCAUCAAAACCGAUUUUGAUAGUGAAACAUUGGAUGACAUCAAGUUUACUACACAGAUUGUAGAAUCUUCAAUUGAGAUCACCGCUGAUCAGAGUUAUCAGUCCGAGUCCGCAAGUGAAGUCUCUACCGCAUCAACAGAACCCGUCACUGCCAUUCCAGAGUAUGAAAGCAUACACGAAGUCGUAAACAAUAACACAGUUGUUGAUGAAAACAAUCUUAACAAAGAAUAUGAACAACAAAGUUCUGUUAAUAAGGAAGAUGGUAUACAAAAACCCGAUACGAAUGAUAGUGCUACAGAUGUAAAUGAAGGGGAUUAUGUUGAUAUUAUUGAGGAAGUUACUUAUGAGGAAUUGGGUGCCAGAGAGGAGGUUGUAGCAUCUAACAGCGAAGCGCAACAAGAAGAAAUGGCCAAUAUUGUUGAUGACUCUGUCGCUGAUGAUGUUGACAACGUAGAAAUAGUGGAAGAGAUUGUGGAAGAAGUCGAACCUUCGUUAGAAGAACAUAUUGUGGAAGCCACCGAUUCUCAAGUUGCAGGAUUCGAAGAGGUUGAGGUUGUGGAGGAGGUUGUUGAAGAAAUGGAGCAUGCAGUAGAAGCAACUGGCGCUAGUGUUCACGAGAUGGAGGCAAAGUCGGAAGCCGCUAGUACAUCAAGCAAGGACAUUGACUAUACUGAAAUUGUCGAGGAAUUGUACGAAGAUGCGGUUGAAGAACCAGUAGCGGUUGAUAUGGAAAAAGCAGAGGCAUUGAAUAUAUCUAAUUCUAUUUAUCAAGAUGCCGAGAAGGAGGAGGGCUUUACAGGCGAUGAAACCAUAGAUCAAAAGGAUAGUCUAGAUUCAUCGAAAUAUGAGGACAUUGCAAAGCUUCCGAAUGAGGUAUCCGAUAUUGAAAAAGUGCAGGAUGCUGUAGAAGAGUCAAAACCAGUGGCUGGUGAAGAGAAUGUAAAGGGCGAAGCAAACCCUGUUACCCAAGAAGUACCACAAGCAGUACAAGAAUCGAAACCUGUUUCUGAUGAGCCACGAGAGAGUAUUUCUAUUAAAGGACCAGAGCCAGUUACAACUGAAUCUGAUAAGUCAAACCCCUCCCACAAAGAUGAGGCUUCUUUCAAUAUUGGAAAUGAGUCUCCCAUUGUCAAUGAAGCAGCCGGACACGUUCACAGUUCAUCAGUAGUAGUGGAACACCCCAUUGCUAGUGAAAUAAGCCAAGAAGUUACCUCUUCUGCGGUUGAAAGUCUUAGUGUGGAGAGUGUCGGGCCAGAGCAAGACAUUGAGACAGGAGCUGCCCAAUCAAAGCAAGCCCAAGAAGUGACUAGUUCAGAGAUGUCUGAUUCUCCUCCAAUCCAGCACUACAAUGACGAUGAUCACGCAAAUCCAGCAGUAGACCAGAGUGAGCAGGCUGAAUUCGCAGCCCAGUCAAGCUUUAACCAAGCACCAGAAGAGGAAACCUUUGUUGCACAAUCUGUUCAACAAGAGGCUAUCGCUGGUGUAGCCGAGGAACAGAAGUACACACCAGAGGAGCCCGUAUCAUUGGAAGAGCCCCAUACAGUUGAAAUAUCAGGAACCGGUGGAGUUGAUCCAACUCCACAAUCAAAUGAAGCGGAAAGUAUUGAGGAACCGCCAGUUUCAGUUUCAACUCCGUCAAGUGAAAAUGUCGUAGUUGAUCAGCAAAUUUCUUCAUUGAGUCCAGCUGAUGAAGAGGCCAGCACACUUGAACCUACUGGCACAACAGGAAAGGCUGUUGAAGAAUCAUUGCUUUCCAGUUCCUCAUCUGCGCCUUCAGCGCCACCUUCAGCGCCACCUUCAGCACCACCUUCAUCUCAAUCUGCCAAAAAGGUGACCAAGGUCGUCACUAGAACCGUCAAAAGAUCGCGAAUUACAACACCAACGGAAAAUGCAAGAGAAAAAGACGAGCUUUAG